Messenger RNA from Prorocentrum cordatum, 312 nucleotides. The record is from the annotation of a GenBank genome assembly. NCBI's taxonomy places the organism in Eukaryota, Dinophyceae, Prorocentrales, Prorocentraceae.
GUGCUGAUGCAGGGCGUGUCCACCCCGUUCCUGCUUGUGGUCGCGUUCGGUCUCUUGGUGAGCAUCUUGGGCCCAACGGUGUUGCUCGUUCUCAUCACGAUCGCAAUGGCGGUAUUUGUUCUGGUUCGGCUUGCGAAAGUUCAAGGCCUGUCUUUCCGCGGGAAGAUGGGGUUUCUCGGCAAGCGGCUCUCCGUCCUGAACGAGAUGCUGCAGUCCGUGCGGUUCACGAAGUACUACGUCCUGGAGGACCACUACGAGAACGAGAUGAUGAAGCUGAGGGAGAUGGAGGAGAAGCAGCUGGCGCUGAUGAAG